AUGCACACGAACGGAUUUGAGAGUCAGAUAGCCGAUAUUAACCUACAUGAAUGGGGUCGAAAAGAAAUAAAAUUAGCAGAAACAGAGAUGCCAGGUAAUAUUUCAAUGUAAUUUCAAUAAAAAUUAGGCUUAAUGGCUUUAAGAACCAUGUUUGGUCCACAAAAGGUACUCAAAGGAGCAAAGAUAUCCGGAUGUUUAAGUGUGACUCUUCAAACAGCCGUUCUUAUCGAAACAUUAAAAGAAUUAGGAGCAGAGAUUCGAUGGGCUAGUUGCAAUAAUUUCUCCACUCAUGACCAUGCAGCAGCUGCAUUGGUUCACUCCAAAAGUGCUAAUAUAUUUGCAUGGAAUGGUGAAACUACAGAGGAAUAUUGGAAUUGCAAUUAAAAAAUUUUUGAAUGGCCAGAUUGUGAUGGUCCAGAUCUUUUAAUAGAUGAUGGCAGUGAUUGUACAAUCCUUAUUCACAAUGGAAUCAAAUACGAACAAGAAUUUGCCAAGACUGGAGCUUUUACUAAUCCAGAUGAAUUUGAAAACAGAGAAUUUGAAGUAAUGACCAAAAUGAUAAUAAAGGGUCUCAGAGAGUGUGGGGAUAAGUGGACAAAAAUAGGCAACAGGCUCAUUGGGAUUGCUGAAGAAACAACUUGCGGUAUUCAUAGAUUGCAAAAAAUGUCCAAAAGAGGAGAACUAUUAGUUAGAGCGAUUAAUGUUAAUGAUUCUGUAACAAAAACAAAAUUUGAUAAUAUGUAUGGCUGCAGGCAGUCUCUUAUUGAUGGUAUUAUGAGAGCAACUGGCAUAAUGAUUUCUGGAAAAAAGGUUGUAAUAUGUGGAUAUGGAGAUGUUGGUAAGGGAUGCGCCUAAAUAAUGAGAGCAUUUGGAGCUCGAGUUGUUGUAACUGAAUGUGAUCCAAUUUGUGCACUCCAAGCUUGUUUGGAAGGACACGAAGUUAAGAGGUUAGAGACUGUUGUGAGAGAGGCUGAUAUCUUCAUAACUGCUUCAGGUAACAGGAAAGUUAUCACAACACAUCAUAUGGAACAAAUGAAAAAUAAUGUAAUCUUAGGAAAUAUUGGCUCUUUCGAUGAUGAAAUUGAUGUUGAUGGCAUUAAAAAAUACCCAGGUAUCUUCAAAGAAAACAUUAAGCCUUUAGUAGAUAGAUAUAAAUUCCCAUAAGGCCAUUCAGUUAUUGUUCUUGCCGAAGGAACUUGUUUUAAUAUGGCAUGUGCAAAUGGUAAUCCAUCAUUUGUCAUGUCAAAUUCAUUUGCUAACUAAGUUCUAGCUAUGAUUGAAUUAUGGACAUCCAGGAAUGAAACUAAAUAUGAAAAAGGAAAAAUUUAUGUCCUCCCUAAGAAACUAGAUGAAAUGGUUGCUAGACUUCAUUUGCAUGCAUUAGAUGCUGAACUUACUGAACUAACUCAAGAAUAAGCUGAUUACAUCAAUUGUUAGGUAAAUGGUCCAUACAAGUCAUUAUCAUACAGGUAUUGA
This is a messenger RNA of Stylonychia lemnae, 1476 nucleotides long. Lineage: Eukaryota; Ciliophora; Spirotrichea; Sporadotrichida; Oxytrichidae. The record is from the annotation of a GenBank genome assembly.